CCGACACGUGUGGUGACUGACUCGUGAGUGUUGAUGGGGAGGCGGUGUAUUAGGUGUGGUAAAUGUGGACUGCCAGACACCAUGGGGAAGAACAAGACAGCUGCCAAGACCUCCAAGAAAAACCCAAUAUACAAGAAGGCCGGUGCUGGUGCUGCCCUCAAGACUAAGAGCAAGGCAAAGCAGGUCAAGACUAACUUGAAGAAGCUGAAGAUCAACAACAAGGAGGAGAUUACGGCACUGGACCAAAGGCUCGGGACAUUCCGGGAAGCUCUGCAGAACAAGGCCAAGGAAACAAAGAGAGACGAGGCUGUCAGACCAAGGGACGCAGAGCCAAGCGUCGUGGACAUGGAGGAGACGGCCGAGGGUUUAUCAAGGCUGACAUCAACAUGACGCUAAAAAGAUGUUAGAGCAGUCCAUUCUGGCCCACCACAAGCGAUGCCGUGUGUGAGAGAAUGGAGUCCUGGAGGGAGGAGAUCCGUUCUGCCUCAGGGGGAGAAUCUGCAGCCUCCUCAGCCAUCUCCUCCUCCUCCUCCUCCUCCUCCUCUUCUUCCUCUUCCUC
Eriocheir sinensis (Chinese mitten crab) is the source of this 559-nucleotide messenger RNA. RefSeq lists its product as uncharacterized. The record is from RefSeq and is a predicted model, not a curated record. The transcript has 4 exons. Gene Ontology annotation, cellular component: nucleolus. Bases 34 to 390 code for a protein of 118 amino acids. Gene Ontology annotation, biological process: ribosome biogenesis. NCBI's taxonomy places the organism in Eukaryota, Metazoa, Arthropoda, Malacostraca, Decapoda, Varunidae.